AUGUCACAGCUAUUGCUGUCCGAAUUGACAGCAUUAUCCUCAGAAUCAAAGAGGAAAAGUCCAGACGUUCGAAUAGCAAGUGACGCAGCUUUAACAUCUUUACGAACAAAAGGUGACGUUUUAUUGGCAGCUAAAGGUGAAGAGGCAAUUCAAUUAAAGGAUAAUAUACUCUUACAACCUAUCAUACUUGCAUGUCAAGGAAAGACAUCAACUCCAAAAGUAGUAGGAAUUGCAGUUGGCUUGCUGCAGAGGGUCAUUGGCCUACGAAUCGUGCGAGAUGAAGAUUGUCCAGAAUUGGUGAAUUUGCUUGGACACGUUACAGAAUCUCGCAACGAUGUUGAGGUACAUUUGAAGGUCUUACAAGCCGUAUCAAGCUUAUUGAGUGGAUAUGAGUCAAUACAUUAUGACGUCUUGGCUCAAACCUUACGAUUAUGCUUCAAUCUGCAAGAAAGUAGAAUCGGAGUAGUAAGCUCAACAGCAUCUGCCACUUUACGUCAAGCGGUAAUGACGGUAUUUGAAAAAGUGAAAGAUGAAGAUCAAAUUCUGAAUGCAAUCAAAUCUGGAGGAGAAGAUGCGGCAGCUUCUGCACCAUUGGCGACAAUGACUGUACCCCUACCCGGCACUUCCGAAUCUGUCACAUUGUUCCCGUGCUCCCGGGAUGCAUAUUUGAUCAUCUCAGAUCUGAAUGCACUUGCAAAUAAUGAUCAAAGCACCUUCUUGGGUCUACAAUCACUACCACGAACAUUUACGUUGGAGUUGAUUGAAUCAGUCCUGACCAAUCAUGCACAUCUAUUCCGUCCAGAUACCCAUCCAGAACUUCUACUCUGUCUACGACAAUCAACGUGCCCAUUGCUUAUCAAGGCGUUCAAUGAACAGCCUUCAUUUCCAACAACGCUACGACUUAUACGAUUACUGUUCGUCUUGCUACGCCAAUUCAGCGCAGAACUGGUCGUUGAAGUAGAAAUCUUGAUGAGCAUCCUACUACGGUUCAUUUCAAAUCCUUCCGAUUCAAACAGACGAGUUUCUUCAUCAUCCGAGGCUAUCCCUUCAGCUCAAGAGCAUAUACCGUCGUGGCAGCGUGUCUUGGCAAUCGAAGCGACUAGAAGUCUAUGCUCUGAUGGUGUUCUGAUGCGGAACUUGUGGAAAUGGUUCGAUAGCAAGCCCAAUUCUACUGCUAUAUUCACUCAAUUAGUCGAUACAUUGCAUAAUCUAGCAACAGAGAGACCAAAUUUGAUCGGAAUCGCAGAUGCUUCUCUUCAAAUGGACGAAUCAGCAUCAAAGGGACACAAAGACGGCGCUAAAGGAGAAGGCAGACGAAGCUCUUCAGGUAUCUAUAACACUGCUGCAGAAGUGGCUAGUGUUGCAAUUGGAUUGAAGAGCAGCACAGAUGUAUCAGCAAUGACCGCUGUUGGAUUAAGUCAAACAAGUGUACCGAGUGUACAGUUGAUCGAUCAACUGGACAAAUCAGAUGCUCCGCAAGUACCCUCAACUUACAUCUACCUUUUGGCUCUGCAAGCAUUGGUACAUGUAGCACAAUCAUUAGCAGCAUUUGCGUUACCAGUCUAUUCUCGAUUCGUCAACACUCGACCACGCUCUGCACCUCGAGCACCUCCUUCUCUCGAUUUCUCCUCGCUACCAGAACAAGACCACAAAGAGGUUGCAGUAGUGCGCGAUAUGGUACAGCAAUGUUGGGCUCCUCUAUUGGAUAGCUUCACGUUCUUCCUUUCCGCCAAGUGUGACGACUUUCUCUUUGCUGAAGUUUUGAUCGCAUUAAGAAAUUUCACCAACACGACAGGAGCUCUGGGUCUAGUCUCACCUCGGGAUGCUUUGAUUGCUUCAUUGACCCGAUUUGCUAUUCCAAAAACAGUGAUGGUACGAUUGUUAUCAAUGCGUAGUCGUGCAUCAGGGAAUGAAGAAGUUGACGCUCAUCUGAGCGAACGAAAUGCAGCAUGCUUAAAAGCUGUUACGCAAAUCGCAUACUACCUCUCAGGAAGUUUAGGAACUCAUUGGCGGGAUGUUUUGGAAACACUUUGUGAUGCUGAAUACAUCUUGCGAAGGAGUAUCAACAGGAGAAAGAGCUCUGAAGCAGGUGCUACUGGAGAAACGAAUACAUCGUCGAUAUCAAAUGUUGAUGCAUACAAGCCAAAACCAAGUAUGGCGUCCAUUUCUGCUCUAUCCACCAUUCCGGCAGGGUUUUCAUCCGCUGCUGGAAUUGACUCAACGACUGGAAGACCGGUAGCGUUACAGGCGAUUGACAAUGCUACAUUGCUAAACGAUGUCGGCAAGGUAUUUGAAAAUACGACUUCCCUCGGCGAUUCUGCGCUCCUCCCGUUCAUGGAAGCUUUGUGUGAGCUUGAUGCGGAUCACGUAGGCUUAGCAGAACAUGGUGAAAGACAAGCACCGGCAUCUGUUCUGAAUCGAAGUUCUCCGCUUUCUUCUCUGGCAACGGUGUCUAUGUUGAACGUACGAAGAUUGGCAGACUCGCCAGAAUUAAAGCGAGCAUGGGAUUUGGUCACGCAGCACAUGCUCACAUUGGCAUCCAAGUAUGCCUUACGUCCAAGCCUUCGUAUGCAAGCUGCCACUGCACUGGACAAUUUCAUUCUUUCUGCUUUGAACGAGCCUUCGAAAGAAGUAGUGGUGCAGGUACAAAAUCAAUCGAUCGAAGUUCUAGCAAAGCAAAGUAUUUUGGAUGGGAGACGAAAAUCACCUGUAGACAUUGACGUUCGCAAGAAUGGUAUCGAAACUUUCUUGACCGUUCUGCAAACAUACGGGCAUAGCUUACAAACCGGAUGGGAGACGCUGUUUUCUGUUUUUGCUGCCACCUGUAAACCAAUCCAAUCCGAAGAAGAUCGCAGCAAUAUUCCGCUCAUCAAAGUUGCAUUCAAUGCCAUGCAAAUCGUCUGCUCGGAUUUGUUAUCAAGACUUGAUCAAAAUCAGCUGAAGGUAUGCGUUGAGACAUUGACACGAUUUAGUGAACAGGACGAAGAUGUGAAUAUUUCCCUUACAGCAGGAGGUACCCUUUGGGGAAUCACAGCAGAAGUCAGCUCCCGUGCAGGAAAAGGCGAAGGAGAGGAGAAGAGUACAGAUAUGAAAGAUAUGUGGAUUCAUAUCUUGUCCAAUGUGCGUACAUUGACGGAGGAUAGACGACUUCAAGUACGAAAUGGUGCGAUUUCAAUUCUGUUCAAUAUCUUGGAUCAGUAUGGCAAUGUAUUAUCGGAGGAGGUAUGGAAGGUCAACGUGAUGGGUGAAAUCCUUUUGACGUUACUUGACAGUCUGCACACCAACUCUCAAAGCACGAAAGAUGGUGGGUUGAAGAAAGAAUGGGAUGAAAGCCGCGUUCUGGCCUUUACCAAUACAGGAAGGAUAAUCCGUCAAGUAUUUGUCGAAAAGCUGAUCACUGCUACAGAGGUUUGGCAACAGCUUCUCGUCAACAUCAAGCAAGGUUUCCUAGCAGGGCCAAGCUCUGUCUCACAAGCUUCCAUUCAAGCUCUUCAUCAUAUCCUGCAGAUCCACAGUGUACCUUCGUCUCAACAAGAUUCCAUAAAAGCAGCAAUGCGUUCUGCUUGGAGCGUUUGGUGCGAGAUCGGUAAUAAUAUUCAAAGCAUCCCUGCAACGUACACUCAAGCCAAUCUGCUGGCAUAUGUGGAAACAGUGACACCAUUGUACGCUGCCUUGAUGACCGAACUAAGCUCUGAUGAAGUCAACGUGAUGUUAUCUUGUCUCAAAACAGCGUUAAUGUACGCAAAGGGGAAGGAACGUAUUUCGGACAGUGAACGUUUGACUGCCUUGCAAGCCAGUAUCACUACACGAAUUGCCAGCUUGCAAUUAUCACCUGUGAUCGUUUCGCGUGUUUUGAUGGAUUUGGCAGAAUAUUCUUCUUUGGCUUUCGUGCCAAGCAAUGCAGGAGGUGCGACUUAUCUUGCUUUGAACAGGUAUGCUACCGAUCAUAUUGUCACUUUGUUCGACCAGUGGUCAAAAGAUAAGGAGGUAUAUCGCUCGAGCGCUCUACAACAGAUCUACCUCGCCUUGGCAAUCCCUUUGAAGCUUCGUUAUGACUGUCCCAAAAAGCAAGCUUCAUCUGCAGAAAAGGCGACGCCAUUAUGGAAAGGUAGUCUGAUUGCAUUGUGCAAGUUGGUGAGAUCAACAUGUGCAAAUUUGGAUGAAGUUGAAGUUGAAGAGAGCCUGAAGCAAGACAUCUGGGCAAGUAUGGUUUCUGCUUUGGCUGCUGCUCUGACCGCUGAUUGUUCGCCUAUAUUGGAAAUGAGUGUAGAAGAGCAAGAUGCAGAAGAAGUGUUUGAUUUGAUUCUCUUGAGUACUAUAGAACGGAAUGUAUGGCCGAAAUUGGGAAAUGAAUACGUACCACAAGGUUGCAUUGAAACACUCGUCAAAGCAAUUCAAGAUACUUCAAAGAUGGAAGGUGUCGACAAUCGUUCACAAAUUCAGGAGGAUGACAAAUCGGGCAAAGUAGCAGGCUUGGUGGCCGGAUUAAAGGUGCCAAGAGAAGCAUUUGCUUAUUGGUGUUUGGAUUUGUUGGUUUUGCUUUGUUCGAAGAAGGCAAGCGGAUCAAGUCAUAGACAAUUCCGUCGAACUGCUGCGAUCUCUUUACCUUUUCUCGUGGAACGGUUCUCAUCGACUUUGGAAAGGUAUAUUGAAGACACUCGGCUGUAUGGGUCUGCACCUCUUUCAAGAAUACGGGAUGAAGAGAUUAAUUAUAUUCUGAUGAAGUUGUCCAAGAUACAACUUUGGCCGGGAUCG
This is a messenger RNA of Meira miltonrushii, 4755 nucleotides long. RefSeq lists its product as uncharacterized. The transcript has 2 exons. The record is from RefSeq and is a predicted model, not a curated record. NCBI's taxonomy places the organism in Eukaryota, Fungi, Basidiomycota, Exobasidiomycetes, Exobasidiales, Brachybasidiaceae. The annotation marks the transcript as partial.